AUGGAAAUGGAAAUAGUUUCCGAUGAUGACGCAUGCGGGGUUAACAAUUCCCACAACACAGUGCGCAGAAUCAUGUCUGAGGGUAUCCUUCAAAAUGAUGACGGCGAUGCAGAAAAGUUUGACCCCUAUCGUGCUCUGGAACGAUCCCAGUCAGAUGCUUCUCUAAUUCAGAAUUAUGAAAGUGGAAUAACCACAUCAGUUGAUUCGGGGGACGAUGACAACGUCCGUGUUCGGAACAUAGGCCACAAAGUGUCCGAGUGUUCGACAGUGUAUUACGAUUUGUCCAAGGCUGUUGAAUGUGAGGUUAGCAAAACUCAGAAGGUGCGGCCUCGGACACCACGUGCUCUGGAGACCAUACCGCAGGACGAAGAACUGCAGAUCGAUAAACCAGUGAAGAACUUCUCAAGAUCGAUAAGCAGUGAAAGUACGUCAAGUAUUUACGAGGAUACGUCGACUUACACACAGAAAAUGUGCAAGGAAGAGAAAAGUUACAGCUAUUCUUCAUCCUCCACCUCGAUGAAGUACACAAAAUCUGGUAACCAAGAGGAACAAGUUAUCACCAAGAGUAAAACAACCCUCAAAUCCUCCAUGCAGUUGUACUCAACAGAACUCCGAGAAAAAAUCCACAUUCUGCACUUGGGUUCAGCACCUGAGCAGAUAAGUGCACUCCGAGAGAUGCUAGUCUUAAUCGAAAGAGCUUGGUCAUCGCCUGUAUAUGGUCGGGACCUAGCCUACGGACUCUGUGACAUUAUACGAAUGGAAGGUGCUCUGGACCGGAUUGUCAACAACUGCGGUUCCUCCAACAAGGACUUACUGCGGGCUUCGGGCCGAGUCCUCGAGCAGAUUAUGACCACUGAAAACCGGGAAGCAGUGGCCAAAAACGGUCUGGAGACAGUUGUCAAGAUGACGUACAACACAAAAAAUAUGUGUGAUAUGGCCCGCACCUCAACAGGAAUUCUUGAGAGCCUUUUCAAGACAUCAGAGGGAACAUGCAGUGAAGUGAUCAAACUUGGCGGUUUGGACGUUGUGCUGCACUGGUGUCGUUACUCUGAUCGCUUGACCCUUCGACACUGCGCCUUUGCCCUGGCAAAUUUAGCCUUAUAUGGAGGGCCAGACAACCAGGAGCUGAUGAUUAAGCAUAAAGUUGCUGAAUGGUUGUUUCCUUUAGCAUUUAAUGACGAUGACAGUAUUCGUUACUAUGCCUGCCUUGCGAUUUCGGCUCUUGUGUCUAAUAAGGAAAUCGAAGCAGCAGUUGUCAAGUCUGGUACAAUGGAUUUGGUGUUGCCUUUCAUUGAGAAUCACACGCCAGCAGAGUUUGCUCAGAGCGACCAGUCACAUCGCCAUGGAAGAGCAAGUGAAUGGCUGAGCAGAUUGAUCCCAGUGCUCUCAAGCAAAAGGGAAGAAGCUCAGGCACUGGCAGCAUUUCACUUUGCCAUGGAGGCAGGAAUAAAAGCAGAGCAGGAACACAAAGAGGUCUUUUACGACAUUGGCUGCAUCAAUCCCCUGAAGCGGCUUGCAAGCAGUCCAAAUGCAACUGCAUCGAAACUGGCUAUUGAAGCCCUACGUAUCAUCGGGGAAGAAAUCCCACACAAACUCACCCAGCAGGUACCCCUCUGGACUUCUGAGGAUGUUUCCUACUGGGUCAAUCAGGUGAGUUAG
This is a messenger RNA of Acanthosepion pharaonis, 1659 nucleotides long. Lineage: Eukaryota; Metazoa; Mollusca; Cephalopoda; Sepiida; Sepiidae. The record is from the annotation of a GenBank genome assembly.